AUGCACAGCCCGUACUUCUACGGGGCCUUCAAGCUGCACCGCGACAAGGGGGUGCGGCUGCUCAAGCGCUUUUUCGCGCAGGCGGGCAUCAGCCCCAGCCAAUACGGCCAGUUCUUCUGCAAGAUGCAGCUCCCGAUCCGGAAAACCAUCAAGAAAAAGUUCCAGCAGUACGGGAAGGACGUCGGCCUAACUGAGCGCAACAUGUUUCUCGACCAAUUCGUUCGCAACAACGGGCUCCUGGACGACGUCUCGACGUCCCUCUUCUUGAACGAGCUGUCUUGCUCAGAUGCCGCACACAUCCUCCUCGCGCAGCUGAGCUCUGUACCUGCCUCGCUCAGCGGCGCCAGCCUAGAUAAGCUGCCAACGAAUGCAGAUGGCCAUCGAGAUCUUCAGGCGAUCCAGGUGCUUGAGCGGGAGACCAUGUGCGAGAACUUUUAUCGAGCCACAGACGCCGUCCUCAACAAGGACUCGGCGAGCCUGAAGGAGGGCCUCGGCCUGGCUGUCGAAGUCGCGAAGGCAGUGCAGAGCAUGGCGCGGAUGAUCGUAGACACGAAGCUCAUGCGCAAGUGCAGCAGGUUCCGUUGGUGCAAGGUGGAGCAACCAGGGCACAUCUUCAGACACAGCCUCUCUGUUCGGAAGCUGUCGGUCUGGCUGCUGCAGGUGUUCUUCUCGGAGCUGUCGGGGACGAAGGGCGACAGCCAGAAGCCGCUGCUGAUGAUCCUGCACGACCGUGUGCGGGAGAGCUAUCUGUGCGUGGGGACCACGCCGAAGAAAGGUGCCUGGGAGGGCGACUGCUUCGGCUCCAUCUUCCGAAGCGCUCUCAGGGCUGAUCCUUCGUUGAAGUUCGCCUAUGACUUCUUCGACAAGUCAUGCAUCGAGAUUGCAGUGGACGACUUUGACCGUUUCCUUGAGCUCAUCACCUCUACAGCAUGA
Messenger RNA from Prorocentrum cordatum, 933 nucleotides. Lineage: Eukaryota; Dinophyceae; Prorocentrales; Prorocentraceae. The record is from the annotation of a GenBank genome assembly.